CCCUUAUAAGAUGAAGGGUCCCUGGUCCGUGGUCCCUCAGUGGCCUCCUAGCUCUGACAUGGCUCAACUGACCAGCGGUCUCUGUUCCACGUUUGGCUUCCUCUGCUGCCUCUUCUUCCUUCCAGCUUCUUGGGAGGCAGGUGCUAACACAGUUCAGGAACUUCAGAAGACCGGUGAACCUUCAACAUCUGAUCAUCUGCUCACCCUUACUCCAGGCCUUACUCACAAGGCUCUUUCUGUCCACACUGAUCUGAACCCCCAACGAGCUCCGGAUCUCCCUAAGUCUACAGCAACCCAGAAGCCCAAAAGGCGGUGCACCACCGUACGCCUUGACAAACCAGUUCACAAAUCUGUAGACAACUCCAAAGCCACAGAUAACCAAAACACCACUGUUCGCCAUGAAAUGACCCCUGCUUUGGAAAAGAAUGCCACCAGCCCAGGAAAAGACCCAAUGAUCCGGAAUGGACACUUAGCUGAUGACCCCAAAUCCACUAACACAGAGAAAGGAUCAGAGGGAAGUCAUCCAACCUCAGCACCCAGGAGAAGAACAACCUGUAAGUCUACAACAAGCAAAACCAGAGUAACGCGGAACUCAGGUACACCAACGAGACCUGUGGAUACCAGCACUGGGCUAAGGACCACCUCACAUAAACCCACAACUCCUUCCCAUGACUCAGAGCUCAGUAGAAAAACCACAUCUUCCUCAGUAAAAUCCCCAGAAGCCCCAAAGACCUCAUACAGGACUCCAAGGACCCCAGCAACACCAGGAGCUGAAGCUCACAGGACUCCAUUUGCCUCAGACAAGCCUGAGAAAACGACUACAGAACACAUCAAAGAGACCACAUCAGCCAGCAAGGAGACCACAAGAAGGACCACAAGAGCCCAAGCAACACCCACUCAGUAUAAAAGUGAGACCGUCUCAGCCAAUGAGAGGACCACAAGAGCCCAAGUGAUGCCUGUAGAACAUGAUACCACACUGGCCAAUCAAAAGACAACACAAGUCUCAGCAAAGUCUACAGAACACCCAGAAGAAGCCACGUCAACCACCCAGGAAGCCACACGCGUGUCACAAAGUCCCACGGUAUUCCAGAGGAAAACCACACUGACCACUAAGCCCACAAAAGCUCCAGUAAACCCAGAGAAAACAGAAGCAGUCCUCGUGAGCACGGGGCCUCCAGUCAAGGUCACAGAGGACAAGUCUACUGCUCUCUCUCCUCCUCUCCAUAAAUCUGAGACCACACGGCGGGGACACCUCUGCUCUGUGACAACUAGAACAGACCUGGGAUCCAGCACGUCAGGGGCUCACCAGCAGCAGAGCAGCCACAGCUCACCUGGAGGCCUCCACGCUGAGGGGGCAAAGGGAGAGAACAACUCGUUCCCUGCGUGGGCCAUAGUUGUUGUGAUCCUCCUGGCCGUGAUCGUCCUGCUCAUCUCCAUUGGCCUGAUCUUUUUGGUUGCCUGCGCAUCGCGAACACGCCGUGUACUGACGACCCAGAACUCAGAGGAUUUCGACCCUGAGGACAGAGGGGGCCGCAAUUCCUACCCCGUCUACCAGAUGGAGCAGCAGAAUUUGAAACCAAGCCAGAUCCCGUCCCCUCCAUGAUCUUGAGAACUGCACCCCCAGCUCUUCCAGGCUUCUCCCCUUUUCUGGAAGAUAAUUAGACUCACGACGCCAGCUUCCUGGGCGUAGAAAGGGCAGCAAAAACUGACAGAUAACAGCUGUAACCCCUAUGGGCCAUAUUCUUAACUGAGUAGUUGAGGAGUCACGUGGUAAGGGUGACACGUACCUGUGGGGGAAAAAGAAAGAAUGAAUAACGCAGGCGCUCUCCGUGGAAAGUGGUGGUGUGGGAAUAAGGCGGUUCACGGACAGCAGGGGCGGGGCCAGGGCAGGACCAGCUCUGAGAGAGGCGUGGCUAUAUGAAGCUUUGGCACCUCAGAAGAGAACAACCCAAGAGUGAAGUAGGACCCUGGGAGGCAGGAGGAGUGGAGGCAGUGCCCAGGUUUACAAACGGAUGUAUAGCAAUUCUGUCCACCCCCACUUAAAGGUGCACACAAUUCUGAGCUCCCCGAGUACUAGAUCUUAUUUUUUUUUAAUUAAAAAAG
Messenger RNA from Alexandromys fortis (reed vole), 2103 nucleotides. RefSeq names its product mucin like 3 (gene Mucl3). The coding region runs from base 11 to 1603 and encodes 530 amino acids. The transcript is spliced from 4 exons. NCBI's taxonomy places the organism in Eukaryota, Metazoa, Chordata, Mammalia, Rodentia, Cricetidae. The record is from RefSeq and is a predicted model, not a curated record.